Messenger RNA from Lepisosteus oculatus (spotted gar), 3624 nucleotides. RefSeq names its product CDC5 cell division cycle 5-like (S. pombe) (gene cdc5l). Gene Ontology annotation, molecular function: DNA-binding transcription factor activity, RNA polymerase II-specific; RNA polymerase II transcription regulatory region sequence-specific DNA binding. The record is from RefSeq and is a predicted model, not a curated record. Gene Ontology annotation, cellular component: Prp19 complex; spliceosomal complex. Lineage: Eukaryota; Metazoa; Chordata; Actinopteri; Semionotiformes; Lepisosteidae. Gene Ontology annotation, biological process: regulation of transcription by RNA polymerase II; mRNA splicing, via spliceosome.
UAUCUUGAGGAGCCAUAUUGAAACUGUGCAGCACGAUCGUUCUGUGGAUAGUAUAUCUUUGAAUCUUUUAUUUUUGUUUUAUUUUAUUUUUCUUUCCAGGAGCUUGAAAUAUUAACAUUUAACUUUAAACAUGCCGCGUAUUAUGAUCAAAGGUGGUGUGUGGCGAAAUACCGAGGAUGAAAUCCUUAAAGCAGCGGUUAUGAAAUAUGGAAAAAACCAAUGGUCUCGGAUUGCCUCACUGUUGCACAGAAAGUCUGCAAAACAAUGCAAAGCCCGAUGGUACGAGUGGCUUGACCCAAGCAUAAAGAAGACAGAAUGGUCACGUGAGGAAGAGGAGAAGCUCCUUCACUUGGCAAAGCUGAUGCCCACACAGUGGAGAACCAUUGCUCCUAUCAUUGGCAGAACUGCUGCUCAGUGUCUGGAGCACUAUGAGUUUUUGCUUGAUAAAGCAGCUCAGAGGGACAAUGAAGAGGAUACUGCAGAUGACCCCCGUAAACUCAAACCUGGAGAAAUUGACCCCAACCCAGAGACCAAGCCUGCUAGGCCUGACCCUGUGGACAUGGAUGAAGAUGAGCUUGAGAUGCUUUCAGAGGCCCGAGCUCGUUUAGCCAACACUCAAGGGAAAAAGGCCAAGAGAAAAGCAAGAGAGAAGCAACUGGAGGAAGCAAGGCGUCUUGCUGCUCUUCAGAAGCGCCGGGAACUGCGGGCUGCAGGCAUUGAGAUACAGAAGAAGAGGAAGAAGAAAAGAGGGGUUGAUUACAAUGCUGAGAUCCCCUUUGAGAAGAAACCUGCUCCUGGAUUCUUUGAUACAUCCAUGGAGAACUAUGAGGCCUUGGAGCCAGACUUUAAGAGGUUACGUCAGCAGCACCUUGAUGGAGAUCUGAGAUUUGAAAAAGAGGAUAGAGAGCGUAAGAAAGACAGGCAGAAGAUAAAAAAGAAGAAGGAGUCAGAUCUCCCAUCAGCCAUUCUGCAGACCAGUGGUGUAUCAGAGUUCACAAAGAAAAGAAGCAAGUUAGUCCUUCCAGCACCCCAGAUUUCUGACUCAGAACUGGAGGAAGUUGUUAAACUUGGACAGGCCAGCGAGAUUGCUCGUCAGACAGCUGAGGAGUCAGGAAUCACAAAUUCGGCUUCCAGUGCUCUUUUGUCAGAAUAUAACGUUACUAAUAAUGCCAUGGCACUGCGCACUCCCAAAACCCCUGCUGCUCAGGACAGGAUUCUGCAGGAAGCUCAAAACCUUAUGGCCCUGACAAAUGUGGACACCCCUUUGAAAGGAGGCUUGAACACCCCUCUUCACGAAAGUGACUUUUCUGGAGUCACCCCUCAGAGACAGGUUGUGCAGACACCUAACACAGUGCUGGCCACCCCCUUCAGGACACCUUCUCAUGGGUCAGAAGGCCUGACACCCCGUGGUGGACUAACUCCCAAAGCUUCUGUAGGAGUCACUCCUGGAAGAACUCCCCUGCGCGACAAACUCAACAUCAAUGCAGAGGAUGGAAUGGUGGAUUUUAAUGAUCCGUCCUACGCAAAGCACCUGGAAAGAGAAUCCCGCGAGCAGCUGAAAAUGGGCUUGAUGUCUUUACCAGCACCUAAAAAUGACUUUGAGAUUGUCCUCCCGGAGAAUGCCGAAAAGGAGCUGGAAGAACAUGAAACUGAUGAGACUUUUGUAGAGGAUGCUGCAGACAUUGAACAGCGCAAGCAGUUACUAAGAAAUGCUGAGCGCGAGAGAGAAUUGAAGCAGAGGCACACGGCUGUACAACGGAACCUACCUAGACCCUCUGAGGUAAACGAGACCAUUCUAAGACCUCUGAAUGUGGAACCACCUUUAACAGAGCUGCAGAAGGGUGAAGAGCUGAUAAAGAAAGAAAUGAUCACAAUGCUUCACUUUGAUAGCCUCCACCAUCCCUAUGCAGACACUUUAGCCAAAAAAGGCAAAGGUGCAGGAUCUAGCUCAAAUAAUGCAGAACACAUAGCAUAUCUGGAACACAACGUGUGUGAAAAGUUUUCUGAAGAAGACCUCAAAAAGGCUGAUGAGCUGCUGGCACAAGAGAUGGAGGUAGUGAAGCAUGGCAUGAACCAUGGGGAUCUCUCCAUUGAAGCCUACAACCAGGUGUGGGAGGAGUGCUAUAGCCAAGUGCUGUACCUUGCUGGGCAAGGCCGUUACACACGUGCCAACCUGGCUAGCAAAAAGGACAGGAUUGAAUCCCUGGAGAAGAAACUGGAGAUCAAUAGAGGUCAUAUGACCAUGGAGGCAAAAAGGGCUGCAAAAAUGGAAAAGAAGAUGAAGAUCCUGCUAGGUGGGUACCAGUCCAGAGCCAUGGGGCUGAUAAAACAGCUGAAUGACCUGUGGGAUCAAGUGGAACAGGCACACCUGGAGCUGUGCACCUUUGAAGAACUGAAGAAACAUGAGGACACCGCCAUCCCUAGGAGACAAGAGGCUCUCAGAGAAGAUGUCCAGCGGCAGCAGGAGCGAGAGAAGGAGCUUCAACAGAGAUAUGCUGACCUGCUUCUGGAAAAAGAGACCUUAACGUCCUCCAAGUUUUAAAAGAAUCUUCUGUGAGAAGUGACAGAGCCAGUAGUGCAUGCAUAUUGCUUUCAGUACCCCAAGAUUGUUAUCUUUUGUACUGACCACACAACUGAAGUUUGGCAGUUGUUGUUUUUCCCUGCAAUUUGUGAUUAAAAAGUAAAGUUGUUUUGAUGGACUUGCUUGUUCCAACAUUCCUACAGUGGGCUGUAGACCACUGUCUUUAACUACUGGACGGUUUUCAUUUUUUUUACCUGUGUAAUUUUAGAACUUCACAGUAAUUUACAAAGUCCAUUAUUUUUAUGGUAACUGAUGGGGAGACUGACCUCAACAAUAACAACACAAGUGAUUGUUAAAACACAUUGUUUAUUGUCAUAAAUUCUGCUUUGAAAAUCAUUAAAUUCUUAUUUGAAAAUAAUUUGAAAAUGGAUAUUACUUUGUAAAGAAUUUGAAGGUAGAUGAGGAAAACUAUUUACCAUGACUUAGGUUCAUUACUUUUUGCUUGACUAGAACAUUCCUGGAGUGUACAGUGUACAUUGUCUCAAAAUUCACUUUCGUUUAACAGAAGAUUUUCAUACAAUGCCAAGGUUAUAUUAAUCCCCAAUCUAAAAUGCGGCGCUUUGUUUUAAAGAAUAUUUCAAUUAUAAUAUUAAAAUGAACUUAAAUGCUGAGAGUAAACAUGGGUGAUGUUUUGGUCCAGUCAGUCACCUAUCAGUUUUUUUUUUAUUCUAUAUUGUGUUUCACUGCUGUUCUUUAAUGAAUAGGAAUCUAAAGAUGAAUCUUCUGCACUUGUAAAAAGCUGUAAAAUGUAACUUUAUCCCCAAGCAAGAUCUAACUGAGGAGCAGUUCUUAAAAUUCUUCUUCUGGAGGACAUAUUCUGAAUUAUAUUUCACAAUGGAACAUUCACUUCUUGACUUAAUGUGGAAUCCUUUUGUGUUGAUGAUCCUAAAUAAGUGAGUUUUUUUGUACAUUAAGAUUGAUGUGUAGUACAAAGCAUUGCUUGGUUUAAUAAUUUACAUCAUACAUUACAUGCUUCAGUCUUUACAUGAGCUGUUAUCUUUGAAGAUGAAAUAAAGUGCAAAAUUGUGAAACUCCCAGAAAUC